CUCAAUUUCGAUAAUGAUCUGUAUAUUAUCCCGCUUAUCUCAUGGCUACUUGCCAAAACGAAAAAAUAACUUCAAACAGUGUGUCUUUUUACAAUUUAUUUGUUACGAGCAGGGGCGAUUCUAGGGUCAGAGACGGUAGUCUGCCCUCCUUGAACUAAACUUGCUUGAAACAAGCAUUGCGUUGCAAAGUCCAACAGCCUGCCUCCUCUCUCGUCCAAACUCUAACAUGGGCUUCGAAAAGCUUUCGAUUGCCGCAAUAGCGCAGAAUAAAAAGCUGUAUCUUGUGGUCGGAGGAGCGGGUGCUGCGGUGGUCUGCUUGAGUCUGGCGUGGAGAAGUUUAAGGAGUAGAGAAAAGGUCCGAGUUGGAGUUGUAUCGCAACUUUUAGUUCACCCUCUGAAGUCCGGGAAAGGCAUCUCAGUGGCUUUUGCAGAAUGCCACCACAUCGGAUUAAAACAUGGAGAACUUAUGGAUCGGCACUGGCUGGUGGUCAAGGAGGACGGUCACAUGGUGGCAGGGAAGCAGCAGCCGCGGCAAGUGCUGGUGGCCCUGACCAGCGACGGCGGGAGGCUAUGUCUGAAUGGUCCUGGCAUGGAAGAGCUUCAGAUGCCCCUUCAGCAGCCCCACAACCCCAUCAUGGAUUGCAGGGUGUUCGGUACGGACAUCCAGGGGAGGGACUGUGGCGACGAGGCAGCCCGCUGGAUCACCCGCUUUCUGGGGGGGGAGAUAGGCUACCGUCUGGUGCACUUUGAGCCCCACAUGGAGCCCCGCAAGUCUGCCGACCAGGAGAAGCUGUUCUCCCAGGACGAGGUGGCAUAUCCAAACGUUGGGCCUGUGAUGCUGCUGUCAGAGGCGUCAGUUGGAGACCUCAAUGGCAAACUGCAGAAGGACGUUACGGUGGAGAGAUUCCGUCCCAACAUCGUCGUCAGUGACUGCAAUGCUUUUGAGGAGGAUUCUUGGACGGAGCUGCUGAUUGGCGAUGUUAGACUCCAUCGUGUAAUGGCAUGUGGAAGGUGCAGUUUCAUCACCGUUGACCCAGAAACUGGUAUUAUAAGCAGGAAAGAGCCCCUGGAAACACUAAAGGGAUAUCGACAGUGCCAACCGUCUGAGGCAGAAAUCUACAAAAAAUCACCGUUGUUUGGACAAUUUUUCACCGUCAAAAAGACGGGAAUCAUACAGGUUGGGGAUGUAGUAUAUCGGAUUGGUCGCUAGGAAGUGGAAAAAUGGUUGUUUGCUGUUGGUGAUCACUGUCAUUUAGAACUCUUUAGCAGCAUAACAAAGGCCAGUUCCUUGAUGUACAUUUCCGAUUAUGAAACAUUGAUUGCAAAAAGUGAGAUUAUAUCCCUAGGCAAAUUUUGCAGUCCUCACAAUAAUAUAUAGUUAUAUAAUUCCAGUCCUCCACCCACACACGUACUUCAUAAUCAAUGUGUGUGUAAAGUACAUGUAAUACACUACAGAGGACUACGGGGCUCACUUUUCUGUACACUAGUGCAGUGACGGACUGGACGGUCUGGCAUUCGGGCAGAUGCCAAAGGGGCCACGGCCUCUUGUGGGCCGUUUGGGCCGGGCGGCCGGCCAAUCACGGGGCGGCAUGCUUGUCGGGUUAGGGCACACUAUCAAGCAUCUAUAGUGUUAAAAUCUUCAAAUUAGCCUUUGUCUCUAAAUCCCUAUUCAUGCUAUAUAAUAGGAAAUGAAUUAGUAUUUAUACCAGAUAUGAGUUUCUAUAUACUACAGUCAUGGUUGCCCUUAAUAUUUACAUCGGUCUACAUUAUUUUGUAGCCUUAUUCAAUCAGAUGUUUAAAAAGUGCAUUGUUUGAAAUUGAAAUACAACAAAUCUGCCUGUAUUUUUUAUGUAUUAUUGGUUUACAAAAGUUUUAUGAAGCAAUGACUUCUGGGAAUUUCAAAAAAGAAUCAGACCGCGUCUGCGUAUAGGGGGUUGUUGGAAGUUGAAAGUUGGAAGAUACCAGAGUCUGCUGAGGUUACUAUGAGUAUGAACUAUGAAUCAAGGAAUUAAGCGACAGAAGGGAGGAGCGGAGAAAAAGAGAGCGAAAUGCAGGAAAUGACUGUUGGCUGACAAGUGCAGCUUCAGCUAGUAGCACCAGCGCUAGCACUAAUGUUCAAGACACUGAGCAAACAGACCAGGGGCAGGGAGUAAAACAGGAGGACAGUGAGGACAGUCAGUCUUUAUGCAUAUUAAAGUUAGAGAGUUCAUCACCAAUGGGGCUACAAAAGUGUGUGUUAUUUCCGUGCAUGUGAAGUUAUAUCUGUGUGUUGCGGGCAUACGCGUGCGUGCGCGUCCCCGUGUGGGCCGCUGGUGGGUGAAAAUGCCAGGGCCGUUUUUUAAUCCCAGUCCGUCACUGCACUAGUGUGCUAGUAUUUGCUGUAUUGUACUGUUGUUCAUAAACUAAUUGGGAUUAAUUGGGAUUGUUUUAUAAACUAAGAUUAUUAGGCAGUUUUACAUCUAUAUGUAUACUAGUGUGUAUAGUACAAGCAUGCAUUUUUGCAAGAAUCAAAUAGCCCACAAUUCAUUUUUUGAUGUUAAUAAAUUACAAACAAAUGAACUUCAUUU
Molecule: messenger RNA, 2567 nt
Organism: Gadus chalcogrammus (walleye pollock)
Lineage: Eukaryota; Metazoa; Chordata; Actinopteri; Gadiformes; Gadidae
Product: mitochondrial amidoxime-reducing component 1-like
Exons: 7
Coding region: 227-1210 (327 amino acids)
Biological process (GO): nitrate metabolic process
Cellular component (GO): mitochondrial inner membrane
Molecular function (GO): pyridoxal phosphate binding; nitrate reductase activity; molybdenum ion binding
Source: RefSeq, a predicted model, not a curated record